This is a messenger RNA of Dromiciops gliroides (monito del monte), 12681 nucleotides long. RefSeq names its product cardiomyopathy associated 5 (gene CMYA5). NCBI's taxonomy places the organism in Eukaryota, Metazoa, Chordata, Mammalia, Microbiotheria, Microbiotheriidae. The record is from RefSeq and is a predicted model, not a curated record. The transcript has 13 exons. Gene Ontology annotation, molecular function: protein binding. The coding region runs from base 94 to 11994 and encodes 3966 amino acids.
GAGCCCCAGCAGCAGGUCAGGAGGGCAGUUAGAGGGGGAACACCAAGCGAGCAGGGAAGGGAGCCUCUUAGCCCCCAGCUAGAGGCCUGAGAGAUGGAGAGCGCCCAAUAUGACCCAGCUUCAACCUCCGAGAGCUACCUCGGCUCCGAGGAGGAGACAGAGCUGGAAACGGAGGAGGAGGAGUCCGAAGGAGAGGAAGAAACCACCGCGGAAACUGAGGAGGAGCUGGACAGCAGCAGGUUAACAGACAAUAAUGAAGAGGACAAGACCAAGCAGGAGUGUAUUAUAUCUGACCCCUCCUUUUCCAUGGUAACAGUUCAACGUGAAGAUAGUGGAAUAACUUGGGAGACCAGCUCGAGUAGGUCCUCCACUCCCUGGGCCUCAGAAAGUAGUUUAACUUCUGAUAUGUAUAGUAUGGAAGGAUCAACAGUAAGUUCUCCUCCAGGGAACAUUUCCUUUAUCUUGGAUGAAGGUAAAAAGGUUCGGAAAAGAACCCAUAAGUCAUCAUCAAAGCAUGGCUCCCCAGCUUUGCGUCGGAAAGGAGGCAAAAAGAGACACUCCUUGGAAGGGCAAGCAGAUGUCCUAGCAAAUGCAAAAGACAAAGCUUCAAUUUCAGAUGGAAAAUCAGAACAAGAAAAGUCAUCUAUUGGUACUUAUGAUAAAACUAGAAAAAAGAAGACUGUCUCAAACACCCCCCCCAUCACUGGGGCAAUAUACAAAGAACACAAGCCAUUAGUAUUAAGGCCAGUUUAUAUAGGAACAGUACAAUAUAAAAUUAAGAUGUUCAAUUCGGUGAAAGAAGAAAUAAUUCCCCUACAAUUUUAUGGAACAUUGCCAAAGGGUUAUGUAAUUAAGGAAAUCAAUUACAGAAAGGGGAAAGAUGCAUCUGUUACUUUAGAACCAGAUCUGGCAAAUCAGGACUCUAGCAUAUUUUCCAAAGCAAGUAAAUCAAUGACCCAAAAUCUAGAGAGUGAUAAAGAAAAGCAGCUUUCUCCACCCUGGAGAGAAGCAAUGUCUAAAGAGUCCAGGCCGGUGCCAUCAUUUCUUAAGGAUAUAGAAAAGCCAAAGGAAAUUGACUCGUAUUCACCCCUGAAUGCAGCUGCAGCAUCUGGACUCGAACAUACUGUUUCCUCUAGUAAUAAAACUGUGGAGCCUCAGAGUCUCCCUUUGUCAAGUUCAACACUUGCAGCUGAAGAAGAUUCAAUGCAUGAAAUACAAAUGGAUUCUUCAGACACUGUAACCUCAGAAUUGAUGUUGCCCAAAAUGGUGAAGGAAGAGUUGAGAGCUGAUACACAACAAGAUGUAGCUUUAUCACCCACACUUUCAACACCACCAUCUUUUGUGGAUAAGGUUGGGGGGGAAGAAAGAGAAUCAGAUUUAUCGGCAAUUGCUGCUACAUCAAUUUCUGAAAAUUUCACUUCAUCUCAGGCAGAAGAGGAAGCCUUGGAGUCAGAUUCACCAGUCACUGCAGCAUCUGCCCCAGGUCUUUUUGGUACAAAGGUAGAAAACCUGGAGAUAUCUUCCUUAGAAAAAGAAGAGCCAGUUUCUCCAGCUGGUGAAGGGGAACUAGAAAAGACUAUGCCUGAAUCAUCAGUUUCUUUCUCUGAACCAUCAGCCUUGGGAGAAAUGAAAGAGGAGGAGGGGGAAAUUUCCUUGCCAGUAACUUCAGAGCCAGAACUUGAACCCUCAUAUGCAUCAGAAGAAGAGAUCAUUGAAAUUGAUUACCCAGAAAGCCCUUCUGCGUCUGAAAAUGCCAUCCCACCACAUUUGGUUCAUGAAGGGGAGAAAGAAGCUGAACCCGACCUACCUCUAUUGGUCACAUCCACUUCUGAACAUGUGGCUUUAUUAGAGAAAGAGAGAGAAGAAAUUGGGCCUCUUUCUCCAGAUUCAGACUUUGCAUCUGAGUUUUCAAGUCUAUCAUAUUCAACUCAUGAACUAGAGGAAAAAGAAACUAAGCCAGUUUCUCCACCAGCUGUAACAUCAGGAUCUGAAUAUGAAAUUUUGUCAGAAGAAGAGACUGUGCCUUACUCCCCAGAGUUCACAUCUGUAUCUGAGUAUUCUACUACAUCUCCUACAGCAGAAGAGGAGAAUAUUGAAUGCCAGACCCCUACACGUUUAGCAUCCACAUCUGAAGCUGCCAUCUUCUCAGAAGAAGAGACUUUAGAAAGUGAGCGUUAUACACCUGAUUCCACAUCUGCUUCUGAGUAUUCAAUUCCUCCAUACAUGGCACAGGAAUCACAGAAAGAAGCAACCAGCCAAAGGUCUCCUCUAAGCUCAGUAGCUACAGCUGAACAUAUGAUUCUAUCGGAAGAAGAAAAAGAUGACAUUGGAGAUGACAUUGGACCCUACUCUCCAGAUUCCGCAUUUGUGUCUGAAUAUUCAGUUUCGCCUCAUGCAGUUCGAGAGUCAGAGAAAGAAGAAUUUGAACGGGAUUACCCGCUACACUCAACAUCCCCUUCUGAACACACCAUUUUGACUGAAGAAGAGAAUGAAGAGGUUGAGCCUUUUUCACCAGACUCGGCCUCUGACUUUUCAGUCCCACCUUACACAAUACCUGAACCAGAGAAGAAAGACAAUGCACCUGGUUCAUUGCAAACGGCAAUAUCUGUUUCAGAAUAUUCCAUUUUUUCAGAAGCAGGGAAGGAAGAAAUUGAGCCUGAGACCCAAGCAGCUACAGUGACUGUCCCUGAGCAAACCAUUUCUUCACAGAGACAAAAAGCUCAACCUUCCUCCUCAGGGCAAGGUUCUGAUCAGUUGAAUCUGCCACCUUCAACAGCUGAUGUAGAAAAGGGAAAAGUCAAGCCCAACUCCCAAAAAGCUGCCACAUCUGUAUCUGAAUAUCUCAUUUUGUCACAGAAGCAAAAACUUGAAGGUCACUCUCAGAUACUUGAGUCUGGACACUCAAUUCCACCAUCUUCAACUGAUGAAAGAGAGAAGGAAGAAAUCAGGCCUGAUUCAUCAGUACCUGUAGCACCUGCCUUCAUGAAGGAAGGCUUAUCUGAGGAAGAAAAAAUCAAGCCAGUUUUACCAGAAACUUCUGUAACUGGGCCUCAAGAAUCAACUCAAGAAGUGAAGAAAGAGCUAGGGCUGGAACUUGCACAUGCUCAAAAAGGGGAAUCUGAACAUUUGGCUUUUUCAAAAGUAAGCAAGGAAGAAAUCAUACCCAAUUCCCAGGCCGCUCCACCGGAACACCCACCUUCACUGCAGCAUAAAGAAAUGGAACCCCAUUCUCCAAGGGCCCCAGAGUAUGUGAUGGAACCCUCAGUUGCACCUGGGGAGUCAGGAAAGAGAAUGGGAUCUGAUUCUAUGUCAAUCGAGACACCUAUGCGUCAGCAGGAAACUUCACUGAAGAAUAAGGAAAACCUGAAAGACAUCCAAGAGACAAAAUCUUUGGCUGGGUUUGGAGUUUCACAGCAAGAGACAAAGGAGAAAGUUAAACAAGACAAAGAACAAGCAGCCAUACCUGAAUCCCAGCACCUGGUUUUAUCAGAACCAGAGAAAGAGGAAACUCCACAUCCCCCUGAAUGGAAAUUCUCAUUUUCGUCAGAAGCAAAUAAACAAGAAAUUGAUUCUGAUUCCCCGCAAGUCACAGCAUCAGAAUUCAAACCUUCUCUUUUACCCAAAGUAGUAAAGGAAGAAAUCCAGUCAGAUUCCCCACUUCCCACAACAUCUAUAUCUGAUUCAGUCUUAUCAAAAGUGAGGCAGGAAGAAGUGGAUCAUUGUUCUCCACAAACAGAACAUCUGGUACUUAAUGAGAAAGAAGAGGAGGUAGGUGAAACUGACCUUUCACCUAUAGAAACAGCUGCAUCUAUGUCUCCAGUCUGGUCAGAAGUAGAUAAAGAAGAAGUGAAUUUCCAUGCAUCACCAAAUUCAAGAUAUUCAGCCCAGGGUGCGGUUUUGUCAGAAGUGGUAAAGGAAGAGGAAAAACCUGGGUCACCUGUGACUGAGCAUUCAGUUUUAUCAAAGGUAGGAAGUGAUCAAGGUAUCUCAUCUCUGACAGCUCCUGCAGCUGAACGUUUGACUUUGUCGAAGAAGCAAGCCUCUGAAUCUUUUCCUCCCGCAUUGGUGACCGAAGGUUCAGUUCCACCAUACAUGGCUGUUGAAAUGGAGAAAAAAGAUACCAAACUUCCUUCCUCAAAGUCUGCGAUAUCAGCAUCAGAUAAAGGAGUUCCAGCACAGGAAAAGGAAGAAAUAAAGUGCCCCCCACAUAAAUUGGAAACUUUGGGCACAGAAGAGUUAUCCAUGAAAUCAAUCACUCCUACAGGUGAGAGCAGACAAGAGCCUGGAACAGUGAUGUCAGAUAAGAGUUAUCUGCUGUCAGAAAAGCCAGCUGUUCCUUCUUCAAGUCAUCCAGUGGAGCCUGAGAGGACAGGCAUGCUACCCCCUGCACUAGAGUUAUCAGGGGUUGUGUCAGAGAUGUCACAGGGCUUAUUGAGGGAAAAUGAACAUAGGGAUGCAAAACAAGAGAAAUCUCUCACAGCAGAAAUGGGAAGCUCAGUGCUAGAAAGGGCAAGCUCUGAGGCUAAGAUGAGGGAAGAAAGGAAGCAAGAGCAGAAGCCUUUCUCAACUGAGGUGGUCAGUAUGGUGCCAGAUGAAUCAGUAGCUUCUUUCAUUGAAAAGGAAAACCCAGAACCACAGCAAGAUCAUUUUUCAUUAAAAGAAUUAUUGCAAGAGUCAAGGGAUGUGGUAGAGUCUAACAAAGGAGAGAAGCAAAAAGGUCAUCCUUUGACCUCCAUAGGAAAUUUGGUCCCACAAGGGGCAGAGGAUAUAGGGACUAAAAUAAAUGAAGACAUGGCCCAAACACGUUCAUUUCUUAUGUCAGAAAAUGUACCUGAGGAACAUGCAAAGCAAAAAACUGCAUUUUGCCCAGAUGAUGCGAAUUCAUCUGACCUAUCAAUGCCUUCAUUAAGCAGUCCCUUGGCUGAUCGACAGGAUAUUACUACUAAGUCCCCUUCAUUUGCAGAAGCAAGUUUGCCUUUGGAAGAGUCGAAAUCUGUUGUGACAAUUGAGCCCAGAGAUGUUAAGGAUGCCAAAGAGUCCCCUACUUCGCCAAAAGAAGGAAUCUGGCUGCUAAAAGAACUUCCAAAAGAGCAGGCUAGCCCCAAUAAGGAAAGAGUGUUGGAGUCAGAGCAGCCAUAUUCCUCUGCCCCAGAUGGAAGAUUGUUAGGGCAAGUAACAGCUGCUCCACCUCAGAAGGAACAAACUUAUGAACACAUAAAAGAAAGCCUUUACCCAGCUGAAGAAAAACCUGAUUUAUUAGCCCAAGGGCCAAUAUCUCCUCUGAGCAGGCUCCCUGAUCAUACAGAGAAACUGACAACUCAAAUGUCCUCUUCUCCUGAAAUAAAAGUGGCUGAAGAACCAAGAGCUGCAGUUGUAGCUGAAAAUCUAAGUAAACCUGAAACUAAUGGGAAGCAGCUCUCUUCAUCAGUGGAUCCUGAAAUUGUGAUACCAGAAAAGUUAGGCACAGCAGAAGAUGGCCAGGAAAAAUUCACACCAACCUCUGAAAGCACCACUAAAGUCCAAAUGCAAGUCUCUGGGGAGCACAUAAGGGAGUGGGUAAAGCCUGAAAUGAUCCCUUCUUCAGUCAAAGAAACCAAUUGUCUGGCAGAAGAUUCCAUAAAAGCCUUAGAUAUUGGAAAAGAAGAUCUGGGAAGUGCACCAUAUUCUUCCAGAGAGAAAACACUGUUGGAGGAACCAAAAGCAGAUACUUCAAAGGUUGCAAAAACUGCUGAUGAAGCCCAGCAGUCAGAAUCAGAGAAACCUCUGGCUGAGGCCAAAAUCUCAACGCAAGAAAAAUCAAAACUUUCCCUGAUUCAAUCUGGGAAAAUAACUGCACUGCUGGAUUCCCCAGAAAUAAUUAAUAAAGUCCCUGAGCAAGCUGAAACUGCUACCCCAAGAACUGUCACUGAGAGUAAAAGCAAAAAAGGAGUUUCAUCUUUCACAUCAUGGAUGGCCAGUCUGUUUUUUGGGGCUAGUGCUCCAGAAAAUGAUGUUGAUGAAAAAGAAGCUCCACUGAGCCCUGUCACAGACACAGCUGUGUUGGAAGGUGAGGCUAAAACAACAGUUCCAGCUGCCCUUAAUGACUUAAAUGAAGCUGAGAAACCAUCACUAUCUCCUUUAUCAGUGUCAGGACUUUUGCCUGAGAAAGAAUCUAAAGUUAUUUUAAAUAAAGCCAGUGAAGAAAGGGAGCAGAAAGAGAUACCACUAUCCUUACCUAAUCAAGUAGAUAAGGACCUGUCCAACUUGACUCCAUUAAGAGGUGAAAAGGUAUCACAAGAAUCGGAGCCACUACCGACUCAUCAUUUACCAGAGUCAAGACUGGUACAUGGGGAAGAAGCUAGAACUGCCUUAACAGAAUCUAGAAAACCAAGACAGUUCAAAGAAGAACCCAUGUUUUUAUCUACCAUGGAAGAAACUCCAUUGGAGCUGUCCAAACACAUUUCUGAGAAUCUCAUUGAAGAGCAGAAGAUUCCAGAAAAUAGAAAGGAAGAAAUGCAAUCUUUAUCAGGCAUAGGGGUCGAGAUGCCAACAGAAGAACCAGAAAACAUCAAAGUUAUUUCUUCUCAGAACAGGACAUAUGAAAACCAACCUAGUCUUUUGGGAAAACAAUUGGUUUCAGAAAAAGCUGAAAAUGGUGCUCCCACUCACAUCAUUGGUGAUAACAGGGUACAAAAGGCAGAGAUCUACACUUCCUCUGAGACAAGCCAGUUGAUGGAAGAAUCAAAGAAUGUUUUAACUUAUCUUGAUCAACAGCAUGACCAAGGGAAAAAGGUGUUCUCUCCAGUGGAAGUGGAUCAAAUGACUUGGCCACCAGAGUCAACUCCAUCAGAAUUUGUAGGUAAAAAAACCUUGAAAGAAUCAGCUAAACUGGAGCCAAGAACUUUGACAAUGGAAGAAUCAAAAGAUAGUUUGAUUAAAGUUGGUGGUGAUAGACCAGAGAAAGAAAUGCCAAAGGCUAUAGCUUCAACAUUUUAUGAUGAUAAAUCUAAUCUAAAAACUGCAAGCUCAACUGAUGAAGAAAAAGUCUUAGAACAAAAACCAUAUCACAUCAUAGACAAAGAUGUGCUGGAAGAAAAGUCAGAAAUGGUGGUCCCAUUGAGGCACAGAGAUACAAAUGAAAUAAAGAUGUCAGGCCUCUUACAGGAAUCACAACUACAUAAAGUGGGAUACUCAAAAGAGCCUGUACCUCAGUUCUGUGAAAAUAAGGAAGAUAAAGGAAUGGUGGCCAAAAUACCUAUUGAAGUCAGUGUGGUGUCAGAGUCUACCACUUCAAUCCCUAGUGAAAAUCAGCUUUCUUCUGCAGAGAGAGGCAUGAGGGAAGAUUCAAAACCUCAUCCAAUUCUUCCAUCCAGAGAAGUGUCUGAAGAACUAGGUAUGAUUCUUGGGAGCUCUGUGGAUGAAAGUCAACCACCAUCAUUUGCUAAAGUGGAUUUUUUCAAGGAAUCAGAGAUUGCUUUCAUAGGCCCCACAGAAAAGAACAAAGAAGAGAGUUGUCAAUCUCCUUUGACAGAGAAAGAAAAGUUGAUUUUGGGAAGAUCUGAUGCUAUCACAGUCAGUCCUGAAGAGGAAAGUGAACAAAAGGGAAGCUUUCCCAAUUUGUCUCCAGGUGAAAAUAAUCAGAGGACUCAGCCUUACUCAUCAAAGAGGACCAAUUUUGUUUCUGAAGAAUCAGAAAUCACCUUUGAUAAUUCCCAUGAUGAAACUGAGAAUCUGAAAAAUCAAACAUAUUCUUCAGCUAAAGCAAAAUUAGUUACUGGAGAAUCACAAAUGGUACUCUCAAUGGCUCACCCAGAAAUCAAAGAAACAAAACCAGUAGGAACACAGCCAACUUCUUUAAGGGAAAUUGAUUCAUUGGAAAGAAAGACUAGGGCAUUAAUUCCAACUAGUUCUGGUCACAGGGUCAAAGUAGAGCAGGAGGACCUUCAUGCUUUACCUGAUGUGGGAAGUCUGACGUCUAAACUACCAAGUCACAGUGAGGAAAAGGAACAACACCUGCUUUCCUCUGAUAUACCACAUGCCGAGGUUGAGCCUUCAAAAGAGGCCUUAGCUGAUAUUACCAAGGAAGGCAAGAAACAAGAGCCACAACCCAAAUUAGAAACCUUCAAAAGAUCGGUGUCCAGAGAAUCGAAAAUUACUCCAGACAGACCCUUAGAUGAAACAAGAAACUUAGAUCAAUUAUCUUCUUUUCCAGAAGCAAUUUUCUCACCUGUGAAAUCACCAGCUGUAAUUUCAAUAUCUUCUCCAGAAGUUAAUAUAUCAAAGAUAUCAGAAAUUUCACCUCCAGAACUAACUGGAACAGUUCGGGCUCACCAAACCAAAGAUGGUGCAUCAGAUUCACCUAUGCCAUCCACUUUUGUCUCAAAGCACAUUUCUGAUUCCCAGACAAAACCUAUUGAAGAUCUACAGGUAGAUAAACCAUACCCAUCAGCAAUUGGUGAUUCUGAUGAAGUUACAAGUGAUAUGCCACCAACUAAUGGUGAAGAAAUUUCUUCCACCGAAGGCAUAGUAAAAGAACCUAAAAAUCUUUUUGUAAAAGAUGGAGGUGCUGUGGUGACCAGCAAGCCCCCUGGCCUCACAGAAGAGCAAAAAAAUGCAUUUAGCAUCAUCUCUGAAGGUUGUGAGAUAUUGAACAUUCAUGCUCCUGCUUUUAUUUCAUCAGUUGAUGAGGAGGAGUGUGAAAAAAUGCAGGAUAAGUUAGAGUACUUGGAAGAGAAGACUUCAAAGAGCAUCCAACCCUUUCGUUAUGGCAGUGAGGUGACUCUAAGCCAGGAAGCUGUGAGAAAUGAGUCCCAUGCAGGUGACUUGGAGGCAGAUGUGUCCCUGAGGAAAGGACAAACGCAAGAGAAAACUCACCCUGCAGAAGAGGACAUUUCUACUGACUCAGAUGUGACCUUCAGUGAUCAUACAAUGCCCAGUGAUGUGGAUUAUUUUGAAAAAUAUACUUUGAUUGAUUAUAACAUCUCCCCAGAGCCAUGGAAAAAGGAAUCUCUUCUAAAGCAAGAUGUUGAAAGAGAACACCAAAAGAAAGUUCCUGAAGAAACAAUGUUUUUCCCAGAAAGUUCAGCAGAUAGUACUCUGGAAUAUGAGUCUGACUUGGUAAAAUUAGAUGAAAGCUUUUAUGGAAUGGAAAAGGAUGAUGGCAAAGUUUCUUAUACAGAAUCUCAGCCAUCUUUACCUACCCUCAAAUCAACUGACAGUGGGACUCCAAGGGAUGUUGCCAGAGAUGUGGAAGCAAAGUCUCCUGGAACACCCUUAUUUAGUGCAGAAGAAGGAGUGUUAUCCAGAACACAACUAUUUCCUACAGAAGUUAAAGCUGUUAACCCAGAGCUGCUAGAAGAACCACCUGCACUAGCAUUCUUAUAUAAGGAUUUGUAUGAAGAAGCAGUUGGGGACAAAAAGAAGGAAGGUGAAACUACCUCUGAUAGGGAGAGCCUGAAUUCUGAUGCUUCAUUUCCAAGCAGGCAUUCUGAUGCCGAGGAGGGGACUGGAAUGUAUUUUGAGAAGUAUAUUCUCAAAGAUGACCUUCUACAUGAUGCAUCUGUAUAUCAGAAAGACCAAAGCCAACCUCUGGAAGAAAUACCAGUUGGUAAAAAUGACUCAUGCUUACUGAUAGCUGGAGAAGGAGAAGUCUGGGGGAGGUUUGGAACUAUUUUGGGGGACAAGAGCAUGGAGGAGGAACAGAAAGCUAUGUUCAGUGAAGGGGAAUUAAAAAGCAGUGAGGAAAACCGUAAGGUUGGAGAGGUACAAGGGAAAGUGCCCAUCACUGAGGAAGUCCAAUUGGCUUCUCAGAAAAUAAGUUAUGCAGUGCCCUUCCAAGACACACAUCACAUUUUGGAGAGAGUAAAUGAACCUGGUGGCCAGAGUAAUGAAGAAGAAAAUGCCAGUCCUGAGGCAAGUCAACAUCUCCCAGUGGAAGUGUCUUACCCAGAAGAAUUCAUGUCGGGUGCAACACCUGCUCCAGAAAGCCAGCAAGUAGAACCUCAAGUAGUUGAACCUCCUGAAAUGAGGGAGGCAAGGCCUUGCAGCAGCCCUGUUCAGGAUGAAUAUGAGUUUGCAGAAUUAAUGAAUUAUGAAGUGGUUGCUCAAGAGGAGCUCUUAUCAGAUGACUUGUUCUCUGAAUCCACGCCUGAAGAUGUCCUAUCCCAAGGCAAGGAGUCUUUCGAGCUUAUUGGUGAAAAUGAUGAAUUAGCAAAGGAAGUGGAAGAAAGUCGGUCUGUACCACAGAAGGAUUCAGGGUCUGAGGUUGUAGAGCCAGAGAGAUUAUUGGCAGAAGCAGAAGAUACACAGAAAGAAGCAAAAAAAUCCCAGAUCGACACAUAUUGUUAUACAUGCAAAUGCCCUAUUUCUGCAAUUGACAAGAUUUUCGGUGCACACAAAGACCAUGAAGUCGCGGCACUUGACACAGCUAUCGAUGUGGUCAAGAUUCAAUUAGGAGAAUUUCUAGAAAAUUUAAAAGAAAAGUCUCUGAAGAUUGAAGCAUUUGUUACUGAGAUAGAAUCAUUCUUCAAUACUAUUGAGGAAAACUGUAGCAAAAAUGAGAAAUGGCUCGAAGAGCAGAAUGAAGAAAUGAUGAAGAAGGUGCUAGCCCAGUAUGAUGAGAAGGCACAGAGUUUUGAGGAGGUAAAGAAGAGAAAGAUGGAGUACCUGCAUGAGCAGAUGGUGAACUUCCUACAGAGUAUGGAUACCGCUAAAGAGACUCUGGAGACAAUCGUCAAGGAAGCAGAAGAACUCGAUGAGACUGUUUUCCUGACCUCAUUUAAGGAAAUCAAUGACAGGCUGCUUUCUGCGAUGGAGAACACAGCUUCCCUGGAAAACAUUCCUACUGCAUUUUCACUUUUUGAGCAUUACGAUGACAGUUCAACGAGAAGUGACCAGAUGUUAAAACAUGUGGCAGUACCACAGCCCCCCAUACUGGAACCUCAGGAACCCAAUUCUGCCACCAGCACAACGAUUACAGUGUAUUGGAGUGUGAGGAAAGAGGAUGUCAUUGAAUCUUUCCAGGUCUACUGCAUGGAAGACCCACAAGAAGACAGUGAAGCAAAUGACUUGGUGGAAGAAUACCGACUUACAGUGAAGGAAAGCUAUUGCCUCUUUGAAGAUCUGGAACCUGGCCGGUGUUACCAAGUCUGGGUGAUGGCUGUCAACUUCACAGGCUGUAGCCUUCCAAGUGAGAGAGCCACUUUCAAAACUGCACCCUCCACCCCGAUAAUUAAGGCUGAGGACUGCACAGUGUGUUGGAACACUGCUACCAUUCGAUGGAGCUCAGCCAACCCCGGGGCUGCUGACGCCUAUACACUCGAGUACUGCAGGCAGCAUUCCCCAGAGGGAGAGGGGCUCAGAUCUUACUCUGGAAUUAAAGGAUUUCAGCUAAAAGUUAACCUCCAGCCCAAUGAUAACUACUUUUUCUAUGCAAAAGCUGUUAAUGCUUUUGGGACAAGUGAGCAGAGUGAAGCUGCCCUCAUUUCCACCAGAGGAACCAGAUUUCUCCUAUUGAGAGAGACUGCUCACCCUGCAUUACAGAUCUCUUCAGAUGGGACAGUAAUCCACUUUACUGAGAGGAGGAGGCUCACUGAAACUCCAUCUGUCCUGGGUGAGCAACUACCUGCCUGUGGCCAACACUACUGGGAAACCACAGUAGCGGAAUGUGCAGCGUAUCGUCUUGGAAUCUGCUCCAGUUCUAAUGCUCAGGGCAGUGCCCUGGGACAGGGAGACACUUCUUGGUAUAUGCACUGUUCUGAGCCACAGAGGUAUAAAUUUUUCAGCAAUGGCACUUUGAGCAACGUCCACAUGACAGAGCAUCCGGUCAGAGUGGGCAUUCUGCUAGACUAUAGCAACCAGAGACUUUUAUUCAUAAAUGCUGACAGUGGGCAGCUGCUCUUCACCAUCAGGCACAGAUUCACUGGGCCUGUUCACCCUGCCUUUGCCCUAGAGAAGCCUGGACAAUUCACCCUACACCUGGGGAAAGAACCGCCAGAUUUUUUGAGACAUAAAUAAGGAUUUGCUUUCACAGUAGUGUUAUUUGGAAGAGAAUUCACAUUUAAGGGGUCUGUUCUCCUUUCCAUGGGUCCUGAGCACUUGUUCACACUCACAGCCACACCCACACCUACUAAUGAUAGCAUUAGACAUGAAAGUACCAACAGCAUAUAUGGGACAAUAUUACCUCUCACUUGUGUGGCCUUGUGUGAGAAGAAAGAUUGAACAGCCCUGGCCCAUUGAGUUAUACAUUGCGAUGUAUACUCCAUAUCGAUUUCUAAAGUACAGGAUUGGGUUAGACCUUUGGGUCAAAAUAGAGAAAGCUACAUUCAUACAAAGGAAUUCUCUCUUCAUUAUCAAGGAAAUAAUUACCAUGAUGGACAGGAGGGAGAAGGAAAGAGGAAAUGAUGAUCUACCAUAUGAAUGAAUUGCUUCUUCCACUGAAGGUACAUCUGACUCUUUCCACAGGGAAAUAAAACAUAACAAGUCUUACGACAUUUCACCAUGAGACACUGAGUCCUAGUCAUGGAAUAAUAUCUCUCUCUCUGAAAAUAUGUUAUCCGUUGUAAAGGUUAUAAUGAACUACUGUAUAAUAUUGUAUACUCUUGUACACGAGCCCCUUUUCUCUCAGAAUCAAAAUGUAGACACUGCUAAACUUUAGGAACCUGCUUUUCUAUAAAUAAAUGGAUAGAAAAUAUCAAAUUAAAA